This is a messenger RNA of Drosophila willistoni, 3098 nucleotides long. It is a transcript of the gene jef, whose product is annotated as major facilitator superfamily domain-containing protein 6. Lineage: Eukaryota; Metazoa; Arthropoda; Insecta; Diptera; Drosophilidae. The transcript is spliced from 4 exons. Gene Ontology annotation, cellular component: membrane. Bases 238 to 2532 code for a protein of 764 amino acids. The record is from RefSeq and is a predicted model, not a curated record.
AAUGGCUAUAGAGAUGAUGAUGAUGAUGAUGACGCUGCAGAUGAUGUUGUAAAUGUGAGUGAGAGACUAAAAGCAGCAGCAGGAAACAGGAGGAGGAAGUGUCAGCUGAAAGCGGAAACAGUGAACGAGAAGGUGGCCAGCCAGGCGAGUAAUAACUGAGGCAAAGGAAACAUUAGACAAAAGGAAAGGCCACAACCGACAACAGACGAAGACAGUUCAAAGUCCUAAUAACACAAAAUGAAUCCCUAUAAUACGGGUGCUGGCGGUGGUGGUGGUGGUGCUGCCAAUCCCUUUGGCGCACCAGCCUCAAAUGCUGGUUAUGGACAGCAGGGAGGAGGCCCUGGCUAUGGCUAUGAGCAGUCAACAGCCCCAGGCUAUGAUCAGGGAGGUGGCUUCAACUACGAUCAGCAGCAACAGCAGCAGCAGUCAGCAGCGGGCUAUGGACCACCUGGCGCCCGUCCUCGUGUAGAUGUUGAGGCCAGUGGAGAAGUGGAUCCCAACUUGUAUCCCGAGGCUAAGGAAUCAACGCACAAAGUACGCGGUCAUUCGGACAUUUUGGAAAUGUUUUUCGGUGCCAGCACAGAGCGAGAGCUCAUUCCCGUCAAGAGUUUCUAUUUCUUUUUCUAUGCGGCCUUUGGUUCGCUAUUUCCUCUGAUGGGUGUCUACUUCAAGCAGAUGGGCAUGAAUCCGGGACAAUGCGGCAUCCUUGUGGGCAUGCGUCCGUUUGUUGAGUUCCUUUCGGCUCCAUUUUGGGGCUCUUAUGCGGAUCGUUGUCGUCAGGGCAAGAAAUUGUUGCUCGCCUCAUUGGCCUGCUGGGUACUCUUUACCAUUCCGUUGAGUUUUAUCCGUCCCGAGGCUAUCAAUUGCAUUGAACAACACAAUGCCACGAGCUACGUGCUAACCUAUACUCGGACAAAGCGUGAUCUCUCGGCCAUUAGUAGCUAUGAACUCGAUCAGGGAACAAUGCCGGCCGAGGAGGCUCUGGAGGAGGCUGAAGCGUCUCAUAGUCGUAGCAAGAGAUCGAUUCUUCUGCCAACUAUUGAUGCAGGAAUUUCCCCCGUGCACAUUAACUUUGUCAGCAAUUAUGAUAAUAAAUAUCAUCGGGAUUAUGUAACACCCAUCUUCAGUUCAAUGGUCUAUCGCACUCCGGACAUACAAAAAGCUUUCUUUCUGCUGCUGUUGGUUAUUCUAAUUGGUGAAUUCUUCAGUGCUCCGGCCAUUACUUUGGCGGACUCGGCGGUUAUUACCCUGCUUGGAGAGGAUGCCGAUAAAUAUGGACAUCAGCGAAUGUUUGGCUCCUUGGGUUGGGGCAUAUCCAUGUUUUUGGUGGGCAUUGCCUUGGAUCAUUCCACCUCGUUCUCGAAUCAUCCGUGUGGAGCCGGCAACAAGGAAAAGAACUACAACAUAUGCUUCUCCAUAUUCUCCGUGCUGAUGACUUGUGCCAUAAUUUCGGCCUCGAAAAUCACUUUCAAAUACGAUCCCAUCGAUGAGAAUCAGCAGCAGGCCUCGUCGCAGUUUGUGGAUCCCAACAAGAAGGCCGAGGAGGAGUCAAUGAAUCAAUUGGCCGCUCAACUCAAUUUACCAUCACUGGCUGUGGGUAGCGGCAGCGCCGCUUCAGGUGCCUGUGCGGGGGGUGUUAGUAGCUUCUUGGCCGCUGGCCAUCAGCCGCAGCCUCAUAUCGGAGCCGAGUCGAAAGUGUUUGCCCAGACGGCCAAGGAAUUGCCCGAAUGGAUGACGGUGUUGACUCAUUUCAAGGAUCUGAAAACGGCCUCAUUUCUGUUUGUGGCCUGGUUCAUGGGCUUUGGCAUUGGUCUGAUAUUCACCUUCCUGUUCUGGCAUUUGCAGGACUACGGCGGCACGCCCACUCUCUUCGGUGUGGCCUCUGUGAUCAAUCAUGUGUCCGAGAUAUUUGCCUACUUCUUUAGCUUCCGUCUGAUUACCCAAAUUGGUCAUGUCAAGGUCUUGUGUCUGGGUCUAAUUGGCAAUGUGUUGCGCUUCUUGUACAUUUCGUAUCUGACGAAUCCCUGGAUGGUAUUGCCCUUCGAAUUGAUGCAGGGCAUCACUCAUGCCGCCGUCUGGGCAGCCUCCUGUUCGUAUAUUGCCCACAACACGCCCAAGCAUUUGCGUGCCUCGGCUCAGGGUGUGCUCCAGGGCAUCCAUCAUGGUUUGGGACGCGGCUGUGGUGCCAUUAUUGGCGGUAUGUUUGUCACCUAUUACGGUACUACUGCUACCUUCCGUUGGUAUGGUAUUGUUUGUCUCUUUGUGCUCGGCUUCUUCAUCUUCGUCAACUUCUAUCGCAAGGAGCAAGGAUUUAUAUCGGAAAUACCAGUCACUGAGGAUCCACAUCAGGUGGCUGAGGAAACUUCCCACUUGGCACCCCAUGGUGUGCCCAGUAAUCCCAUACCACGAGCUCUAUCCAACUCUCGUCUCAAUGAAAUGAAUCCCAAUGGCGGACCAUAUGGUACCUACCAAACCACUGGCGGCAAUCUGGAUAUCCCUGGAGCCAAUGCGCACAAUCCGUUUGCGCAGUAAACUAUAUAUAAUCAUAUAGAUCAACACCAGGAUCAAUCAGAAUCAAUACUCGCAAUACCAAACAACAAAAUAUGAAAAUUCACUCACUCACACAUAAGGUAAAAGAAACACACACACACAAAUGAAAAAAAAAAGAACAGAGGAAACUAAGAAGGAUCGAAUCAAGGAUAAAAAACAAAUAACCGCAAACAUAUCUUGGACAUUGGCCUGCAAUAUUGAUUGCUUAAUGUGUGCAUUGCUUUAUUUUGAUUGGUUAAGCAAUAUACAAACAGUCACGAGUAGUGGAGAAUCUAGGAAUAUGAUAUGGGGCAAACUUGUUCCUAAAAGUAGGCAAUGGGCAGUCGAAGGAUUCAUUUGUUGAAUAUUACAAAGACAUUUUUGGUAUUUAGAAAAUGAUUCUAUUUAUAGACAAGUUUUUGAAGGUACAGUUGACCUCAAAAGUAGCUUCAGUUUCCAAAAACAUGAAUUGCUUGCCUACUUCAGGGGGCAAGCUACCCUUUUUCUACCUUUUGACCCAUACACCCUCUCACAAACACACACAUAUAUACAUAUAUAUAUAUAUACAU